AUGAUCGCGCCGCUUCUAAGCCGACAGCGGAAGUGGCUGUACCCUAUAAACGGCUCCAGGAAGAACGGCGGGGGGCGGAGGGUGGGGCGCGCCCUCCCCGCCGCCUUCCCAGCCUCUUUUCCCGUUGAUGUCACGCGCGAAGCCCGGGCGCGCCCUCGCGCGCGUGGUGGGAAAAGGGGGGCGUGGCCGGCGGCGCCCCCCUCUCGGCCGCCAUAUAGGGAAUGGAAUGCGGGGGCGGGGCCGCCGCCGCGGCCUGAACCCGGUCACCUCUGCCGGGAAAGCCGGAGGGGCGGGGUGCGCCGCGCCUCGCCGACGGGAAGCACGGUACCGGCUGCGGCCGCCCCGGGGUGGAACUCCUACGCUCCUGCCGCAGCGGGCGAAGCCCUCAGCAUCCGCCUGUGGAGCUGGAGCCAAGGUAGUACGGUACAGGUCGUCAUGCCGGUGCCAGCCCCCGGUUGGCUCUGCGGAUGUCAGGGCUUGGAAGCGCUCCGGGAGAGCCCAGGCACGGGCUGGGCAGCGUGGAUCCGCAGUGAGUCAACUGGAGGCGAUGGAGGCGCCGCGUUUGCCCAGAUCUGGGCAGAAAUUUUUAAAUUCACUAAAGAGAUACCAGAGAAAAGCAGGUGGAAGAGCUCAUAGAUCCACCUCUUUCAUCUGUCUACCACUCGUCAGGAGUACCUACUUCCCACUGAGCCUGUGUAUAUUAACUGAUAUGUAGGAUACUCGUGAAUCAUUUUAGUUUCUGGGCUAGGGAGCAGACAAGGAAGCAAGAGGCAUCUUUGCUCUUGUCAUGCUGCCACAGGCACCAAAUGUGCUCCACUUUGGGCUCCAGCUGCAUUGGUGUAGCACUUGAACAACUUGAAAAUCUUCAUCUGAGGGUAAACUUCUUCUGUCCUGCCAGGUUUGCUCCCUGAGAUCCCUCCACUUUCUGAAACCAAGUGGGAAGAUGUAUUAACUGCGGAGAAGAAAUCAUAAUGUGUUAAAGCCAUAUUUAAACUGCAUUUUAAUUGCUAGCUAGUUUUUCUUUCAGUGGAUGUUCUCAAUGAAAGACCUUACCAAGCUGAGCAUUUCUUUCCUCUUUUUCUGUCUCACUGUUUUGGGAAUUCUCUAUUCCAGAGCUAUACAGAGAGGAAAGAAUGGCUGCAAAACAGCAAGCCUAACUUGGCUAACUUCCUGCAUGUAAUCAAAGGCCAUUCUGUGAGCUGCUUGGAAAAACACCCUUGGCCACCAUGCAGUGAAAUUCCUUCCUAAUAAUCUUUUCAGAGCAUUAGGCCAGUUGCAGUCAGUUUUGCUCAUUACAGUAAAGUAUGCAAGGCUUUAGCAUUCUACCAGUUGUGCCAAUUGAAAAGUAAGGUCACUCGCAGCUGCACAGUUGUCUUUGUGUGAAACAAAGAAAGGUCGAAAUGCAGAAAAAUUAUGGCAGACAACAUAAUGCUGACCAAGAUAAGUCACCCCAGUGGUUAAAUCUUAUCAGGAAAGAUGAGACUUGGCAUUCCUGCAUUGAGGCUGAACAAGCGUCUGGAUUCAUGCACUGCAUAAAAUAUUUCUAAACUCUCCGAGGGUAGGGGGUCAAAGACAGAGAAAGAGACUUGGGAAUGGAGGCUGGAGGGUUCUUGGAGCUAAAGCUAUACGGGGAAAAAAAGCAAGAGAAAUUGAGACAGGAUUAAAAUAAUCAAAACAGGAAAGACUGAUAGGUUUACUGGAAUAACUGGAUUUACAAUGCUAAACCAAUUUUUUUUAAUCUGUUUCUGUGUGCCUUUUUAGACAACAAGGAGUUUCAUUUCUUGGAAGAAAGCUAUAGGUUUUACAGAUGCCAAAUGUAUUCUAACUUCAUAUGAAAGUUGAAAAACAUUGCUGGAUAUAAAUGUAGUGAAUAUCACUGUACUUUGCAGUGAAGAGAAACAGGGAAUUUAAAUGCAGGAAAAGCAAACAGAAGUGGUGAGUGUUGAUGAAAUGACCAUCUUGAGAUUGGUUGGUGAAGAAAACUGUAGUUGGUCACUGUCUUCAGUUUUACAAUGUUUUCAUAAAACAUAUCAUUAUGUUCAGAAGCUAUUUUUAAUUUACGGGCUAAAAAAGAAACUUUUACCUUUUACUAGCCUUUUACAUCAAAUACGCUGGGAUAAAUAUUACCAGCUCUUUAGUGUUUCUCUGUUAAAGUGGAAAUAAACUGGCAGCACUGAAUGAGCCCUUUCAAAGUGCAGCUUUUUAUUUUGAUUAAAUUCCAUGAUGGUUCUAAAACUGGAGUCAGACACUAGAAUCUAAAAGCAUUCAGGAAAAUUGACUUAAAAUACUAAGCAUACUUUACCAGUAUUCUAGAAUAAUUAAAAGAAACAAACAUCUAAAACUGAACUAAAUCCUCUUGACAUUCAUUUCUGUGUCUUCUGCCUUUCUGUGGCCUGAUACUUGAUGUAUGAAAUCAUUCUCAGAUGGACUGAAGGGGAAGGCAUUGUUUUUGCCAUAGUUCCAGAGCUGUGUGAAUUAAUGCUGCCCUGUACUUCCUCAAGGAAUGGGCACAUUCAGUUUACAUUCAUUGAGAACAGACCCUGGGAAUGAAUUAUUUCUUCCUUAUAAGGAGCCUUGUGUUGGGAUUUCUGUUGGGACAGUUUAGCUCACUACUAAGUUACUAGGGAUAAAAACUUCACUGUUACAAGUAAAAUGAUAAUGUGCAAGUAAGUUGUUAAAAAUAAAUGUGUUGCAGUCAUUUAGAUGGUUCAGAAAUUUGAAGUGUUAUAAGACUAGAGGAUUAAGAAUGUCUCACCUUUCUUUGCAUUUGGAAAAAAGUCAGAAGGAGAAAGUCUUGUCUCUGAGAGAACUCCAGAUUUAAUGUCACUCUGGGUUUGUUGUAACCUUGUUUCAAUCUGAGUGGCAAAAUUUAUGAAUACUCAAAGUAAAAGCAAUAUAUUCAUUCCCCUCACAAGUCCUUGUAAAUGUUAUUUUGAAAGCAUUGUAUUUUCCUAAUAUUGAAAUAAAAGAUUUUGAUGAAAA
Messenger RNA from Prinia subflava (tawny-flanked prinia), 2982 nucleotides. RefSeq lists its product as uncharacterized. The record is from RefSeq and is a predicted model, not a curated record. Bases 1 to 636 code for a protein of 211 amino acids. NCBI's taxonomy places the organism in Eukaryota, Metazoa, Chordata, Aves, Passeriformes, Cisticolidae. The transcript is spliced from 4 exons.